UGCUCCUCAGAAUUACUUUUUAAAUUAAUUAGCCAAAAAGUAAUUUUGAAAAGAAAAAUAAAUUUCAGCUUGGCCAAACACGCUCUAAGGUAAACUUUAGUGCCUUAGGAACAGUACUUCUCCCUUCACUUACAAAACCAAAGAGCUCUUUGGCGAUUUGCUACUUCCGGCCAAAUCCCCUCAAUCUCAGGUUCUUAUUGGCGAAUGUUGCUCUGAUGUCUCCAAAUCUCAAGAAGCAGUGUCGUCAAACUUUAACUACUGAUGUACUUAGCAACCUUCCUGAGAAUGUAAUUGAUGAUAUUCUUAUGUGUUUGCCUUUUCAAGAUGCUGUGAGGACAAGCAUCUUAUCGAAGAAAUGGAGAUAUAUCUGGUGCAGACUUCCAAAGUUGACGCUUGAUGAAACACUUUGGACAACUCAAAAGGAUUUGAGAUCCCUUAACAUUUACUUUACAAAGAUUAUCUUCAAUAUUUUCACCUUUCAUUCAGGACCUAUUACAACGUUUACCCUCUGCAUUCCUCAUUCGGGAAUGUGUACAAAGAUUGACAACUUGAUAUAUUUUCUUUUUAGGAAUGGCAUUGAGUAUCUUUGUCGUAAAUCAUACAAAUUGCCUUCUUCAUUUUUCACAUGUUUGCAUUUAAAGCAUCUGACUCUCGAAGGUUGUUUAAUACUUCCUCCACCCUCCUUCAAAGGAUUUGAUAAGUUAACUAGCCUGGAAUUACGUGGCGUAAAAAUUUCUUCUGAGUUGCUUGAAAGUUUAAUCUCUGGAUGCCCGUUGCUUGAACAUUUGGCGUUGAAAAUCUCAUAUACUUUAAGAAGUGUCAUUGAAAUUAAUGCUCCCAUCCUGAAAUCCUUUGACUUUGACGGCAAUAUAAGAUCUAUUUGCUUAAAACCUAUACCCCUGCUGGAAAAAUUAUCACUUGCGCAUUGGGGAUGGUAUGAUUGGGCAAAUAAAUUUUGUAUCACCAAGUUCUUUGAGUCUUUUUCUGCUCUCCAGCAUCUCCACUUGAGUAACAUAAUUACUCUCAAGUUCGUGCCCGCAGUAGCAGGUGAAUUACCGACUAGGCUUCCGUUUCAUCUUAACCAUGUGAAACGUCUGUACCUCUUUGGUCAUUGUCUGUGUGAAUUAUGUGAGGUCUCCUAUGCUCUUUGCUUGAUGAGAAGCAUGCCGUAUUUACAAUAUUUGGAAAUCGAGGUGGAUAAUAGCGUAGUCGUUGCUCCAGAAUCCCAUGAAGUUGAAGGUUUUUCAGAUGUGACAUUCAAUCACCUCAUGGAAAUCAAACUAGAAGGCAUUAUAGGCAAAAAUCCUCAGAUGCAGCUUAUCAAGCUUCUCUUAGCCAAGUCUCCGGUGCUGGUGAGAAUGAAAAUUGAGUCCUGGCUAUCUGUAAAUUCUGCUAGUGACUCGUCAUCAGAAAAAACGAAGAAUCUGCAAGAGUCAAAAUUACUCGCUGAGAUAUCAAAAUUUCAGCGUGCAUCACCGAAAGCAGAAGUUAUUGUCAAAAGUUUACUAGUAUAAGAUUACAAUCAUGUUCGAUCUUCACGCAUCUCUAAUUAAACCAUGAACUUUGGCUAAAUUGUUUUGGUUCUGGAAGUGAAUAGAUAGAAAUGAAUGUUGAUAUUGUUGUAUA
Nicotiana attenuata is the source of this 1626-nucleotide messenger RNA. Its product is annotated as F-box/FBD/LRR-repeat protein At1g13570-like. Lineage: Eukaryota; Viridiplantae; Streptophyta; Magnoliopsida; Solanales; Solanaceae. The record is from RefSeq and is a predicted model, not a curated record. Gene Ontology annotation, molecular function: protein binding. The coding region runs from base 216 to 1514 and encodes 432 amino acids. The transcript has 4 exons.